Messenger RNA from Rotaria socialis, 14445 nucleotides. The record is from the annotation of a GenBank genome assembly. NCBI's taxonomy places the organism in Eukaryota, Metazoa, Rotifera, Eurotatoria, Philodinida, Philodinidae.
AUGGCAUCAUCGAAAACACGUGAUCCAUGGCAACAACAGCAACAACAAAAUCGUCUUCGUUUCACAACGAUGAGUCGUGAAAAUAUAAACGACAUACAGCAACGACUACGCGAUGAACGUGAACAAAAACGAUCAAAUCUCGAUGAACGCCAUCGACAUUUAUUCGAUAUUAUUGCAACCCGGCUCGGUAUCGAACGAACUGAAGUCGAAGAUAAUGUGCUUGAUUGUCACAAUUUUCAUAUCAUGGAUCAAUUUUUUAUCAGUGAUGGAACUCAAUAUCUCGUUUUUUUCUAUCAAGAACCCGAACCAGAAAAUAAUCAAAGUGGAGCUGACUCUUAUCGACCUGGUUUGUCUCCCUAUGCCGCUCGUACAGGUGUGAACACUCAAAAACCUACAAAACCAAAAGUGAUCAUUGCCGAUCUUCAAGAACAAAGUCUACGAGGCAUAUGUCUUUGUUUUUUACGUAAUUCAAAGAAGACUGUUAUAUCAGGACAGAAUAUUGUCAAUGAAGUUUUUUUCUAUACAUUUGAAUGUAAUACUGAUCCUUUACUUCAAGCAUUGAGUCGAUCAAUAGCCGAUAUUUAUUUACCAUACCUUCAAACAUCGGAAACAACUUGGGGAAAACUUACUGGUUCAGACAAUAAUCAAAUGAUAAAAGUGGAUUUUAUAAGUCGAUUAAAUAAUUUUGUUGCUACACUUAACAGUGCACAAGAAAGUAUUAAUGAAAGAAUCCUAUUAAAACCAUGCGAUAAAAUCGAUUUAACACAAAUACAAAAUACAGCUGAUUAUAUAUCGAUAGCAUCAAAUAGUGACAGUCUUGCAUCAAUUGAGGAGACAAUGAAAAUAUGGAUAAAACAAAUGGAACAAGUUCUGGCAGAAAGUGAACAGAUUCGUCGUGAAGCAGAUAAUAUUGGACCACGAGCUGAACUUGACUAUUGGAAAAAACGUAUGACUAAAUUUAAUUUUCUACUCGAUCAAAUAAAAGGACAAGAUGUUAAAGCUGUUCUAACUAUUUUACAAACGGCUAAAUCAAAAUUGAUUCAACAAUGGAAAUUACUUGAUGCUAAAAUAACCGAUGCAGCAAAUGAAGCUAAAGAUAAUGUACGAUAUUUAUAUACAUUAGAAAAAUUUUGUGAACCAUUAUAUAAUUCGGAUCCAGUUGGAAUGUUAGAAUGUAUUCCAGGUUUAAUUAAUGCUGUACGAAUGAUUCACUCAAUUUCACGUUAUUAUAAUACAUCAGAAAGGAUGACAUCACUAUUUGUUAAAAUAACAAAUCAAAUGAUAACAACAUCAAAAAUGUAUAUAACAGAAAAUUAUACACAAACAGUAUGGUCUCAGGAUCAAGCACAUUUAAUAUCGAAAUUACGUGAUUGUAUUAAAUUAAAUGAUGAAUAUCAACGUUGUUUUCAAUUCACUAAAAAUAAAUUAGCAUCGAAUCCUUCCGAACGGCCAUUUGAUUUUAGUGAAAUGUAUAUUUUCGGAAAAUUUGAUUCAUUUGUACGACGAUGUGAAAAAAUAAUUGAUAUGUUCGGAACAAUCAAUUUAUAUUCACAUUUAGCUGAUUCGAAAAUUGAAGGUAUAUCACCAUUCUAUUCAAAAUUCAAUAUGAUUAUAACAUCGAUGAAAAAAAAAGAUUAUGACUUUCUCGAUCAACGUAAACAGGAUGUUGAUAGUGAUUUAGAUGAUUUUCGUCGUUCAGUAGCAGAUCUUCAUAGUAACAUAAAUGAAUUUCUUGAUAAAUAUUUUAAUGCUAUACGUAAUACUGAGAGAUCAUUAACUGCAUUGAAACGUUUCGAAAAAUUACAUUUACCAAAUAUUGGUUUAAAUGAAAAGUAUGCUAAAAUUUUACAGCAAUAUUCAAAAGAUUUGGAUUCAGUUGCAAAAAUUUAUCAAAAAAAUUCUAAAGAGCCGCUUAUUUCAAGAGAUUUACCACCAACAGCUGGUCGAAUCGUAUGGGCUCGCCAAUUGUAUAUGCGUAUUCAACAACCGAUGGAUAUUUUCGUUGCAAAUAAAACCAUCCUUCAAUAUCCAGAAGCGAAAAAAAUUAUUAAAAAUUACAAUCAAUUAUCGAAAGUUCUUUUAUCCUAUGAAAUUCUAUAUCAUCGUGGAUGGCUUCGUCAAGUUGAUGUCGUUGCAACUGGUAUUCAUUCGAGUAUAUUAUUACGUGUUAAUCGUGAUGAUCUACUAUCGGCGGCAUCAGUGCAUAUUGGUGCAGCGUCCGUUGUAACAUCUACGUCGCAAACCAAUCCAGAAUAUUUAGUCAAUUUCGAUCCCAAUAUUCUAGAAUUAAUACGUGAAACUCAAUGCCUUGCGCGUUUAGGUUUAGAGAUUCCAAAAGAAGCUGCUGUAUUAACGCAACGUGAAGAUUAUCUUAAACGAUAUUAUCAAGAAUUAACACAAUUAGUUGAAAAAAAUAAACGUUUAAGAGAAAAAAUUAAACAACCUUUUGAAGCUUUAUUAGCACCGAAAAUUCAUCGUUUAAAUGAUAUUAUUAAGCCAGGUUUAACAUCUAUAACAUGGGCAUCAUUGAACAUUAAUGAUUUUAUCGAUUCUGUUAAUUCAGCAUUGGAUGAAUUUGAUUUAAUGUUAGAUCGUGCUAAUGAUCUCAUCACAUAUCGUAUUGAUGCAGUACUUGAUGAAAUAGCAACUAUGGCUCUUUGUGAAAUGCCUGACGAUGAACCGAUUACACCCGAACAAUUUUUACAUAAUACUCAAAACUUAUGUAAUCUUGCAUCAAACCAAAUUCAAAUUAAAUCACACAAUGUUGAAGAUGCUGUUCUUGAAGUUAUUGAUCUUUUAUGUGGAGACAUAAUUGGUUCAAAUGAACGUGAUGAAAAUAUGCAAUAUUCAGGUGUUGCAUUAAAUGCUGAUGAUGAAGAAACUGAUGGUUAUGAAACAGUAGUUGGACAUGAUCAAGCUACAAUUAAAUCAGCUCGAAGUAGUCAACCACAAUCAAGUCUAACAAAUCGAACACGACACAUAUCAUCAGGAAAAUCUUCGAAAGGACGAAUGAAAUCUUCAGCUGCAUUGACAACAGUAUCACGCCGUAAACGUGAACAACAAAAUGAAAGUUUACAAGCUGCCAUUACAGAAUUAAUUAAUCAUUUUAGUCAUCGAAAUCUUGAUGCUAUUGUACGUGUUAUUAAAAUGACUUUAGAAAAAUUACGAAAACGUAUUACAUCAACACUUACCUAUGCUGGAAAUCAUCAUGAAGCACCAGUAUUUAAAGUUUUUGCUGAAUUAGCUAUUCCAAUUGUUACUAUUCAACCACCAACUGAUGAAGUACAAAUUCUUUUAAAUAAAGCUGUACAAACAAUUGUAUCUAUUGCUAAAACUAUUUCGCAAUGGGAUAAAAAUAGAAAAAGACAAAACAAACGUACUAGUAAACUUGAAACGCCACUUGAUACACAAACGGGUGAUAGUGAAUCUCAUCUUGCAGCGAAUCCAUCAUCAGAACAUGACGAAGAAGUUCCACCAGUCACACCAGGUUCAGCAUCAGCUGGUAUCAAUCUUGAAGCAUCUACAAAAGAUUUAUUUCAUCAAGUGCCACCUUCUUCCGAAGGUACAAAUAGUCGACUACGAGGAAAUGAAACUGCAAAUACAGAUCAACAACAUCAUCGAGUACAAUUUACUCCAGCCAAUAAUUAUUUUAAAAAUGUAUCGGAAAAUAAGGACGUUGCUAAAUUAGUUUCACUAUUAGCUACAUGUAUUAAUGCAACGAAAAAAGAUAUAAUAGCAUCUAUGGAAAUAUUUACAAGAUUUAAUGCAUUAUGGCAACGAGAUCGUGAUGAAGAAUUGAAAGAGUUUCUAGCAAAUGUUCCACGUGUAUCUGAAUUUGAAGCUAAAAUAAAAUUCUAUGAAAGUUUAGCAAUUGAUAUUGAUUCUCAAGCAGAAUUUAUGGCUGUUGGUCCAUUGGCCAUUUUUACUGAACAUUUGAAAUUUGCUCUCAAUCAAGAAGUACGUGAUUGGAUAGUUCGUUAUGGUCAAGCAUGCAAUGCUAAAUAUCGCAAAGAAAUGAAUGAAGUCAGCGCAUUCAUUGAUGACAUUGAAAAACGCCUAUCACGUCCAAUCAAUGAUUUAGAAGAUAUUCGUUUAAUUAUGAUUGCAAUUAAAGAUUUACGAGAUAAUGAAAUUCGUAUUGAUAUGAGUAUAAUGCCAAUUGAAGAAUCAUAUACAAUGUUACAAGUUCAUGGUCUCAAUGUUGCACGAGAAGAAUGUGAACUAGCUGAAUCUCUAAAAUUUAAUUGGGACAAACUUGAACGUCAUUGUAAUUCAGUAACAUCAGAUUUACUUAAACUUCAACCAUCUAAACGAGCAGAAUUAGUAGAAAAUGUUAAAAAAUUUAUUGUUGAUUGUGAAAAAUUCUAUACUGAUUAUGAACAUGGUGGACCCACAAUACCUGGUUUAACACCACGUGAAUCAAGUGAUAAACAAAUAUUAUUUCAAAGUCAAGUAGAAACAUUAUAUAAAAAAUAUGAAACCUAUCAUGGCGGAGAAAUAUUGUUUGGCUUGCCAAUAUCUGAUUUUCCACAAUUAGAAAAAAUAAAAAAAGAUUUAACAUUAUUACAACGUCUCUAUGGUUUAUAUAAUAAAGUUUUAGAUACUGUUUCGGGUUACUCUGAAAUAGCUUGGGUUGACGUUAAUAUUGAUAAAAUCAACCAAGAAUUGUCAGAUUUUCAAACGGCAUGUAGAAAAUUACCAAAAGGUCUAAGAGAAUUUCCAGCUUUUCAUGCAUUGAAAAAAACUAUUGAUGAUUUUAGUGAAUGUUGUCCUUUAUUGGAAAUGAUGGCAAAUCGUGCUAUGCAAAAUCGUCAUUGGCAACGAAUAGCUGAAGUAACUAGUAUGCAACAUUUAGAUGUUGAAGCUGAUGAUUUUCGUCUAAGAAAUGUUAUGGAUUUACCAUUACUACAAUUUAAAGAAGAUAUUGAAGAUAUUUGUAUUGCAGCCGUUAAAGAACGUGAUAUCGAAGGUAAACUUAAACAAGUUGAAUCGGAUUGGAAAACACAAGAAUUCAAUUUUGCUCAAUUUAAAACACGAGGAGAAUUAUUACUGAAAGGUGAUCGAGUUCAAGAAGUUAUCAGUCUAUUAGAAGAUUCUCUCAUGUUACUUGGCUCAUUGAUGUCAAAUAGAUAUAAUGUUCCAUUUCGAAAACAAAUUCAAAAAUGGGUUAAAGAUUUAACUGAUACAAAUGAAAUUAUUGAAAAUUGGAUGCGUGUACAAAAUCUAUGGGUUUAUUUAGAAGCCGUUUUUGUUGGUGGUGAUAUUGCUAAACAAUUACCACUGGAAGCAAAACGUUUCUCAUCCAUUGAUAAAUCAUGGCUUAAAAUCAUGUCUAAAGCACAUGAACAGCCAGCUGUUGUACAAUGUUGUACAACAGAUGAAACAUUAAAACAACUUUUACCACAUCUUCUUGAACAACUUGAAUUGUGUCAAAAAUCUUUGACUGGCUAUUUAGAACGAAAACGCCUCUCAUUUCCACGUUUCUUUUUUGUUUCGGAUCCAGCUCUAUUAGAAAUCUUAGGUCAAGCUAGUGAUCCACAUACAAUUAAAGCACAUUUAUUAAGUGUUUUUGAUAAUAUUAAAACAGUACGAUUUCAUGAAAAAGAAUACGAUAAGAUAUUAACGAUUGAAUCAUCUGAAGGUGAAACAAUUGAACUUGAAAAACCUGUUAAAGCAGAAGGUAACGUUGAAAUAUGGUUAAUGUCUCUUCUUAAAGAAGCACAAAAAUCAUUGCAUGGUGUAAUACGUCAAGCUCAUCAUGCUCUAUCGGAUCCAUCGUCAUUUAAUCUUAUUGAAUUUUUAAAUACAUAUCCAGCUCAAGUUGGUCUAUUAGGUAUACAAUUAAUAUGGACACGUGAUGCAACAGAAGCAUUACGUCAUGCUAAAAUUGAUAAAAAUAUCAUGAAACAAACAGCAAAAGUAUUUAGUGAUCUACUUGAUCUGUUAAUUGAUCAAACGACAAAAGAUUUAACACGUGUUGAACGUACAAAAUAUGAAACAUUAAUUACAAUACAUGUACAUCAAAAAGAUAUAUUUGAUGAACUUCUUCAAACCAAUAUACGAACCAUAACCGAUUUCGAUUGGCUUAAACAAACAAGAUUUUAUUUUAUUGAAGAAUUAGACAAAGUACAAAUAUCAAUUACAGAUGUUGAUUUUACUUAUAUGAAUGAGUUUCUUGGAUGUAAUGAACGUUUAGUUAUUACACCAUUAACUGAUCGAUGUUAUAUUACAUUAGCUCAAGCAUUACAUAUGAGUAUGGGUGGAGCACCGGCUGGACCUGCUGGAACAGGAAAAACUGAAACAGUUAAAGACAUGGGACGAUGUCUUGGCAAAUAUGUUGUUGUAUUUAAUUGCUCUGAUCAGAUGGAUUUUCGUGGCUUAGGUCGUAUAUUUAAAGGUUUAGCUCAAUCAGGUUCAUACGGUUGUUUCGAUGAAUUUAAUCGUAUUGAUUUACCUGUACUUUCUGUUGCUGCACAACAAAUAGCUAUUGUUCUUGCUUGUAAAAAAGAGAAGAAACGUCAAUUCGUAUUUACAGAUGGUGAUAUGGUUGAAAUGAAUUUAGAAUUCGGUAUAUUUUUAACAAUGAAUCCAGGUUAUGCUGGUCGACAAGAAUUACCUGAAAAUUUAAAAAUUAAUUUUCGUUCUGUUGCUAUGAUGGUACCUGAUCGUUUACCAAUUAUACGUGUUAAAAUGGCUGCAUGUGGUUUCCGAGAAAAUGUACCUUUAGCAAAGAAAUUCUAUACACUUUAUAAACUUUGCGAAGAACAACUUAGUAAACAAGUUCAUUAUGAUUUUGGUCUACGAAAUAUUCUAUCCGUAUUACGUACACUUGGUGCUGUUAAACGUGCCAAUAAAGAUGAUUUAGAAAAAACUAUUGUCAUGCGAGUACUUCGUGAUAUGAAUUUAUCAAAACUAGUUGAUGAAGAUGAACCGUUAUUCAUAUCUCUAAUUAAUGAUCUUUUCCCAAACAUAAAACUAGAGAAAGAAACAUAUGUUGAAUUAGAAGCAGCCAUUGAUAAAGAAACUCAAGCUGCUGGACUUAUAUGUCAUGCACCAUGGAUAUUAAAAAUUAUUCAAUUAUUCGAAACGCAACGUGUUCGUCAUGGUAUGAUGGCAUUAGGACCAUCAGGUGUAGGUAAAACAUGUUGUAUUCAUACAUUGAUGAAAGCAAUGACUAUAUGUGGUGAACCACAUCGCGAAUUGCGUAUGAAUCCGAAAUCUAUAACAGCACCACAAAUGUUCGGUCGAUUAGAUGCAGCUACAAAUGAUUGGACUGAUGGAAUAUUUUCAACAUUAUGGAGACGUACAUUACGUACGAAAAAAGGUGAAUUUGUUUGGCUUAUUUUAGAUGGUCCUGUUGAUGCUAUUUGGAUUGAAAAUUUAAAUUCAGUAUUAGAUGAUAAUAAAACAUUAACAUUAGCUAAUGGUGAUCGAAUUCCGAUGGCACCGAAUUGUAAAAUUAUUUUCGAAGUACACAAUAUUGAUAAUGCAUCACCAGCUACUGUUAGUAGAAAUGGUAUGGUUUAUAUGAGUAGUUCUGGUUUAGAUUGGCGACCAUUAAUUCAAGGUUGGGUUAAACGUGAACGGCCACCAAGUGAUAGUGACGUUUUAAUGCGUUUAUUUGAAUCAUCAUUUCCAUUUAUUUAUCGAUAUUUUUCUAUUAAUCUUAAAUCAAAAAUGCCUAUACUUGAAUGUAUGAUUGUUACUCAGGCAUGCAAAUUAUUAAAUGGUCUAUUACCAGCAAAAGAAGCUAAAGAUCAAUUGACACCACAGCAUGUAGAACGUUUGUAUGUAUUUGCAGUUAUGUGGUCAAUCGGUUCUUUUCUUGAAUUGGAUGAUCGCGCACAUUUACAAGAUUAUAUACUCAAUUGUACAGAUGCUAGUUUUCGUUUGGAUACACCGAAAUUACCAGACGCUGGUGAAGAUACAAUAUUUGAUUAUUUUGUUCAUGAAAAAACGGGUGCAUGGACACAUUGGAAUAGUGUUGUUACUGAAUAUGUUUAUCCAAAAGAUCAUGAUCCUGAAUAUGCGUAUAUACUUGUACCGAAUGUUGAUAAUGUUCGAACAGAUUUUCUUAUUCAAACAAUUGCCAAACAACAUAAACCUGUUCUUCUCAUUGGUGAACAAGGCACAGCUAAAACUGUCAUUAUUCAAUCAUAUAUGAGCAGAUAUAAUGCUGAAGAACAUUCACAAAAAACAGUUAAUUUUUCAUCAGCGACAACACCCAACAUGGUACAAAGAAUUAUUGAAUCCUAUGUUGAUAAACGUGUCGGAACUACAUAUGGUCCACCAGCUGGCAAAAAGAUGACAGUCUUCAUUGAUGAUAUUAAUAUGCCAACUAUCAAUGAAUGGGGUGAUCAAAUAACGAAUGAAAUUGUUCGUCAAUUAGUUGAGCAAAGUGGAUUUUAUUCUCUAGAUAAACCGGGUGAAUUUACAACUAUUGUUGAUAUACAAUUGCUUGCUGCUAUGAUACAUCCCGGUGGUGGUCGAAAUGAUAUUCCACAACGUCUUAAACGGCAAUUUUGCAUAUUUAAUUGUACACUACCAUCGAAUGUAUCGAUUGAUAAAAUAUUCUCUGUCAUUGCAACGGGACACUAUGCUAAAGAACGUGGAUUUAAUGAUGAAAUACGUGCACUUAUUGAUAAACUUGUACCAGCUACAAGACGUUUGUGGCAAUUAACUAAAGUGAAAAUGUUACCAACACCAGCAAAAUUUCAUUAUGUUUUUAAUUUACGAGAUCUUUCACGUAUAUGGCAAGGAAUGAUUAAUACUAUUCCACAGGUUAUUAAUAAUGAGAAAACAUUAGUUUGUUUAUGGAAACAUGAAUGUUCAAGAGUUAUUUGUGAUCGAUUUGUGGUUGAAGACGAUGUAGCCUGGUUUGAAAAAGCAUUUCGGCGUAUGGCUGAAGAAGAAUUAGGACCCAAUUUAGGUGUCUAUAUGCAGCAGACUAAAUAUUUUGUCGAUUUUCUCAGGUUCACUGAAGUCGAUGAUUAUCGUUGGUUUUUCAAAACAAUUGAACGUGUAGCUGAAGAAGGACUAGGUGGAAAAUAUCAAAGCAUGAUAAAAAAAGAAGAAUAUUUUGUCGACUUUUUAAGAGAUGCUCCUGAACCUACAGGAGAAGAAGCAGAAGACACUGAGUUAGAUGCGCCAAAAAUCUAUGAAGCUGCUGCUUCGUUUGAAGUUCUUGAGGAACGUUUGAAAAUGUUUUUAACACAGUAUAAUGAAAGUAUUCGUGGCUCGGGAAUGGAUUUAGUGUUUUUCAAAGAUGCAAUGACACAUUUAGUAAAAAUUUCUCGUAUAAUUCGAACACCACGUGGUAAUGCUCUACUAGUUGGUGUUGGUGGUAGUGGUAAACAAUCGUUAACUAAAUUAGCAUCGUUUAUUGCUGGUUAUAAAACAUUUCAAAUUACAUUGACACGUGCAUAUAACACAAAUAAUUUACUAGAAGAUUUAAAAACGCUUUAUCGUACUGCUGGAAAAGAAGGAAAAGGACUUACAUUUAUAUUUUCUGAUCAAGAUAUUAAAGAUGAAGCAUUUCUUGAAUAUAUCAACAACGUACUUUCAUCAGGAGUUGUACCGGGCAUGUUUGCAAGAGAUGAAAUGGAUGAGAUAUGUCAAGAAUUAGUACCUAUUAUGAAAAAACAAUAUCCAAGAAGACCACCAACAAAUGAAAAUCUAUAUGAUUAUUUUCUAUCUCGUGUUCGACAAAACCUACACGUUGUUUUAUGUUUUUCACCUGUUGGUGAAAAAUUUCGUAAACGAGGUAUAACAACAAAAGAAAUAGUUGAAUAUAUUAUGUUUUCGUUUUUGAAAGGUCUUCAAUUUCCUGGUCUUGUUGCCAAUUGUACUAUUGACUGGUUUCUUCGUUGGCCACGUGAUGCACUUGUUGCUGUUGCUGAUCAUUUUCUUGCAUCAUUCAAUAUUGCUUGUACAGAUGCAAUUAAAAAAGAACUCGUUCAAUGUAUGGGGUCAGUACAUGAUGGUGUAGCUGAGUAUUGUUUACAAUAUUUUCAAAAAUAUCGUCGAUCAACACAUGUGACACCAAAGUCGUAUCUUUCAUUUAUUAAUGGUUAUAAAGAAAUUUAUUCUCAAAAAUUAAAUGAAAUUGAAUCAAUGGCUAAACGUAUGAAUGACGGUCUUACACGUUUAGUCGAAGCUGAAAAAGCUGUAAUAGUUAUGAAAGAAGAAUUAACAGUUAAAGAAAAAGAAUUAGAUGUAGCAAAUAAGAAGGCUGAUGAAGUCUUAAAAGAAGUUGCAGUUAAGAAAGGUGCUGCAGAAAUUGUUAAACAUCAAGUACAAAAAGUCAAAGAUACAGCACAAACAUUGGUCGAUGAAAUUAAUCGAGAUAAAAUGGAAGCAAAUGCUCAACUUGAAAAUGCUAAACCAGCAUUACUUGCAGCUGAAGAAGCUUUAUUAACAAUUACACCGGCUGAUAUUGCUGUUGUACGUAAACUUGGUCGUCCACCACGUCUUAUUCGUCAAAUCAUGGAUUGUGUCUUAAUUCUUUUUGGACGUCCAUUGAAAAGUCCUAUAAAAAUCGAUGCUGAAUUACAAGGACCUGAACCAAGUUGGGAAAGUUCAUUAAAACUUAUGUCUGAUACAGGCUUUCUUCAAAAUCUUCAAAACUUUCAACGUGAUCGUAUCAAUGAUGAACAAAUUGAACUGCUUCAAACAUAUUUUCGUGUACCUGAUUACACAUUUGAAGGUGCUAAAGUAGCUGCCGGUGCUAUCGCUGGUUUAUUAACAUGGACACGUGCUAUGGCUGAUUUCUUUUAUGUUAAUAAACGUGUUUUACCAUUAAAAGCAAAUUUAGUUCGACAAGAAGCUCGAUUAGAAAAGGCCAAUGCACAAUUACAAACAGCACAAGAAGAACUUGAUCGACGUGAAGCUGAAGUCGCUGCAGCACAAGCUGAAUAUGAUACAGCUAUGGCAAUAAAACAACGUUUACAAGAUGAUCUUGAUCGAACAUUAAAACGAAUGAAUGCAGCCAGAGAAUUAAUAUCAGGUUUAGCUGAUGAACAAGAACGAUGGACAGAACAAAGUAAACAAUUUAAAGCUCAAAUUGGACGAUUGGUUGGUGAUGUUCUUCUUUGCACUGGUUUUCUAUCAUAUCAAGGUCCAUUCAAUCAAGAUUUUCGUCUACUAUUAGCAAAAGAUUGGCAAAAAUUAUUAACGGAACGAAGUAUUCCAUUUACAAAAGCAUUAAAUGUAACUGAAUAUUUAACUGAUGUAACCAUGAUUGGUGAAUGGAAAUUGCAAGGUUUACCGAAUGAUGAAUUAUCAAUUCAAAAUGCUAUUAUUGUAACACGUGCUAAGCGUUAUCCGUUAUUAAUUGAUCCACAAGGACAAGGAAAAGCUUGGAUUAAAAAUAAAGAAGGAGCAAAUGAUUUACAAUCAACAAAUCUUCUAUCAAAACAUUUUCGACAACAUUUAGAAGAUUCGUUAUCACUUGGUAGACCUUUAAUAAUUGAAGAUGCUGGCGAAGAACUGGAUCCAGCAUUAGAUAAUGUUCUAGAGAAAAAUUUUAUUCGUUCCGGUUCAACACUUAAAGUUAAAGUUGGUGAUAAAGAAGUUGAUAUAUUAAAAGGUUUUAAUUUAUAUAUAACAACGAAAUUAGCAAAUCCAGCGUUUACACCCGAAAUAUCAGCUAAAACAUCAGUUAUUGAUUUUACUGUUACCAUGAAAGGAUUAGAAGAUCAACUCUUAGGUUUAACUAUAUUGAAAGAAAAAGCUGAAUUAGAAGGUGAACGUGUUAAAAUGUUAGAAGAUAUUCAAGCGAAUAAUAAACGAAUGAAAGAACUUGAAGAUAAUUUAUUAAUGAGAUUGAGCAAUUCAAAAGGUUCAUUAGUUGAUGAUGAUGAUUUAAUUCGAACAUUGAAAACAACAAAAAUAACAUCAACUGAUGUUAAACAAAAACUUCAAAUUGCAACGGAAACAAGUCAAAAGAUUAAUAUUGCCCGUGAAGAAUAUCGUCCAGUUGCUACACGUGGUUCAAUCAUUUAUUUUCUUAUUGUUGAAAUGUCACUUGUUAAUGUUAUGUAUCAAACAUCGUUAAGACAAUUUUUACAAUUGUUCGAUCAAGCGCUUGAACGUUCACCACGCUCACCAGUAACAUCGAAACGUAUUACUAAUAUAAUGGAAUUUCUAACGUUUGACAUGUUUAAAUAUGCUGUUCGUGGUUAUUAUGAAGAACAUAAAUUUAUGUUCACACUUUUGCUAGCAUUGAAAGUUGAUUUACAAGCGACUCGAAUCAAAUUUGAUGAAUUUCAAACUUUAAUUAAAGGUGGUGCAUCAAUUGAUGCAAGCACAGCACCACCAAAACCACCAUAUAAAUGGUUGCAAAAUGAAAUUUGGCUUAAUCUCGUUGAACUAUCGAAACUUUAUCAAUUUAGUGAUAUUCUCAAUUCUCUUAAUCGUUCUGGUGUAGCAUGGGAUACUUGGUUUAAGAAAGAUGAACCAGAACGUGCUGAAUUACCUGAUGGUUGGGAACCAUUAUUGGAUAAAUUUCGUCGUCUUCUCUUGAUUCGUUCUUUAACACCAGCACGUUUUGUUAAAGCUGCCAACGACUAUAUAGUCGAUUCAUUAGGACCAAAAUAUGGUGAAGGUGUUGUACUCGACAUGGAAAAAAUGUGGGAUGAAUCUGAUAAAUGCUCGCCAAUGAUAUGUUUUCUUUCGAUGGGUUCAGAUCCAACAGUACAAAUUGAAACAUUAGCAAAAAAGAAAUCCAUCGAAUGUAAUGCUAUAUCGAUGGGACAAGGACAAGAGGUUCAUGCACGAAGAUUAUUAUCGCAAGCUUAUUCAAGUGGUAAUUGGGUAUUAUUACAAAAUUGUCAUUUAUCAUUAGACUUCUGUGAAGAAUUCUUAUUACAAUUAACAGAAAAUAUUGAUCGUAUUCAUCCAGAUUUUCGUCUUUGGAUAACAACAGAGGUACAUCCAAAAUUCCCUAUUGGACUUUUACAAAUUUCAAUUAAAUAUACAGCUGAACCACCUCAAGGUGUUAAGGCUGGUUUAAAACGAACAUUUACUGGUUUAACGCAAGAACAACAAUUAGAAGCAAAUACACAUGAAAAAUGGCGUCCAUUAUUGUAUGCUGUUGCAUUUUUACAUACAAUUGUACAGGAACGAAGAAAAUUCGGUCCACUUGGUUGGAAUAUACCGUAUGAAUUCAAUCAAUCUGAUUUUAAUGCUACAGUUCAAUUUAUUCAAAAUUAUCUCGAUGAUAUGGAUUCCGCUAAACAAAUGCAAUGGAAAACCAUCCAUUAUAUGAUUUCUGAAGUACAAUAUGGAGGUCGUGUAACGGAUGAUUUUGAUAAACGUCUCCUAAAAACAUAUGUUAAAUGUUGGUUCCGAGAUGAAACAUUCGACGCUAAUUUUCAAUUUGAAGAUAAAACAUAUCGUAUACCGAAAAUGGCACGUAUUGAAGAUGUAUUCGAUUAUAUUGAAACAAUACCAAAUUAUGAUAGUGGCAAAGUAUUUGGAUUAAGUCCAUUGGCUAAUGAUAGAUAUCAAGAAGAUACAACUAAGAAAGUACUCGAUACAAUAUUAAGUAUCCAACCAAAAGAAGCUCGUGGUGGUGCAGGUGAAACACGUGAAGCUGUUAUAUAUCGUUUAGCAACUGAAACAUUAGAAAAGUUGCCACCUGAUUAUAUUGCUCAUGAAGUUAAAGAACGUCUCGCCAAACUUGAACCAAUGAAUAUAUUUCUUCGGCAAGAAAUCGAUCGUUUUCAACGUGUACUUAAUGCUGUACGACGUACACUCAUUGAUUUAAAAUUAGCUAUUGAUGGCACCAUAGUUAUGAAUGAAGAAUUGCGUGAUGCACUUGAUCGAAUGUAUGAUGCUAAAAUUCCAAAUGCUUGGUUAAGAUUGUCAUGGGAAUCAUCAACAUUAGGUGCUUGGUUCACAGAUUUAUAUGCACGAAAUGAACAAUAUCGUGCUUGGUUAAAACUUGAUAAAGAUACAAGACCACUUUCAUUUUGGAUGACAGGAUUUUUCAAUCCACAAGGAUUUUUAACAGCAAUGCGACAAGAAGUAACAAGAGCUAAUCAAGGCUGGUCACUCGAUAAUGUUGUUUUAACAAAUAAGGUUACACGAAUGGAUCGUGAAAUGUUAAAGGAUCCACCACGUGAAGGUCUCUAUGUAUAUGGUUUAUAUAUCGAAGGUGCUAAAAUCAAAAAUGGUGUUUUGGAUGAAUUAAAAGCCAAUGAAAAAGUUUUAACACAUCUAAUGCCAGUGAUACACAUAUCUGCUGAAGCUGAUUUUGGUACCGGUGCAGCACCAACAAAGCAAGACCGCCGUCCAAUCUAUUAUGCGCCUGUGUAUAAGAAACCACGUCGAACAGAUAGAAACUUUGUAUGUACACUGAAAUUAGAAUGCCCACCAGGUGAGAAAGUUGGGCCUGAUGUAUGGACAUUAAGAGGUGUUGCGCUUCUGUGUGAUACAAAAUAA